This is a messenger RNA of Salvia miltiorrhiza (redroot sage), 2557 nucleotides long. RefSeq names its product zinc finger CCCH domain-containing protein 18-like. The transcript has 8 exons. Lineage: Eukaryota; Viridiplantae; Streptophyta; Magnoliopsida; Lamiales; Lamiaceae. The coding region runs from base 429 to 2126 and encodes 565 amino acids. Gene Ontology annotation, molecular function: metal ion binding; RNA binding. The record is from RefSeq and is a predicted model, not a curated record.
GAUAGCUGUGAGUUAUUGAGGGAAAAAAAUCCGCCAUGGUUUGCAAAUUGAUUAUCAGGGAUAAGCAUUAUCUAUUUAUUUAUUUAGGAAAUGGUUUUAAAAUAAAUUAUAAGCAAUAUAUAAAUGUGAAACUGCCAAAAUACUGCAGUGAAGACGCAUAGUGCCCCCUAUAAAGCCAAUAUUUCUUGUCAUUUUGCUUUGCGAAAGGAAGAUGGCGUUGGCUUCUGUAUGCUGAGAAGUUUCGGCACAUAAAGUUAAGAUUGAGAAGUAAAAAAUAGAGCGGCGAGAGAGAGAGAGGGAGAUCGAUGGCUGGAGUUUAGUAACAGAAGUAUUUUUUGUUGACAUAGAGAUGGAGACGGAUUAGUUAUUGUAGUAUCCAAUUUCUCUUUUUUCAACUUCUUGUUUUUCAAGUUCUGAGUGAAGACUAAAUGGAUUCUUCUGAGGCUACAAAGGUUGUAAUCGAGAGAAUUUCGAGGCUGGAACCCGAGCAUGUUGCAAAGAAGAUAAUCGGAUACAUGUAUUUUCAAGGCCUUUCUGACCAAGAAAUGAUUAGAUUAGCCUUAGGCCCUGAUAGCUUAAUCCAUAACUUGAUACAGAAAGCUAAAACUGCACGUUUAUUAGCCCCAUCACAAGUUAUUUCACCUCCAAUUUCCCCCACCAUGAAUCCACCCUCUUUAUCAGAUCCUUCAUUUCAGUUUGCUCCCUUUCAAUCAGUUUCCCCUCGUCCAUUUCCAUCUCCAACUGCAUUUCGGAGGAUGGAUCCUUACUGGGAUGCUCAGUUACCUGUAGAACAACCAACAAUGCAGAAUGCCCCUUUGAAGCUUAUGCCAUAUUCUGACUAUAUAGGAUUCGAGGAUACAUUAGAUGUUGGAAAGCCCGGGGCUUCGAGUUUUCCGAAUGAUUACUAUUGCCCUGAAGCUGCACUCAACAGUUUGAGUACCAGGGGUGCUAGAAGCUCUUCUAACUUGAUGGCUUUUCCUGUCAAGACUUGUCAUUAUUUCAUCAAAGGUUUUUGCAAGCAUGGCAAUAACUGUAGGUAUUAUCAUGGGGAGUCGUUUCCGGAGACUCUUCCCCAUGCUUUUGGUCUUAGUUCAUAUGAUGUAGCUGGAGACGAGGGGUUCUUACCGGGGUCACUUGAGAAGCUUGAAUUAGAAAUUACUGAGCUCUUGAAAUCUAGAAGGGGGCAUCCUGUUUCCAUUGCUUCUCUGCCCAUGCUGUACUAUGAAAAAUAUGGGAAAACUCUGCAAGCUGAAGGGUACUUGACUGAGAGCCAGAGACAUGGUAAAGCUGGUUAUAGCUUGACAAAACUUCUUGCUCGGCUGAAAAACAGUAUUCGUCUCAUUGACAGGCCUCAUGGGCAGCAUGCUGUGAUCCUGGCUGAAGAUGCUGCAAAGUAUAUGGACAUUCGCGCUGAAAGAAAUGAUCCUGGUCCAAUUGUUAGUGGCUCGCGUCAAAUUUAUAUGACUUUUCCAGCUGAGAGCACCUUUACUGAAGAAGAUGUUGCCAAUUACUUCAGUAACUUUGGACCGGUGCAGGAUGUGAGGAUGCCGUGCCAGCAACAACGAAUGUUUGGUUUUGUAACUUUUGUCAGUGCAGACACUGUGAAGUUAAUUUUGUCCAAGGGAAACCCCCACUAUGUGUGUGGUGCUCGUGUUCUUGUUAAACCAUAUAGAGAGAAGGCAAAGCUUGUUGAGAGGAGAUACUUGGAAAAUUUUGAUCAUCAAGUUUUUUUCCAGUCACACCCUACAGAUAUAGACUCAGAGCUUCAAACUGGCUGGGAUUCAUCAAGGCUGUUCCCAUGGCAGCUAAUGGAAGAACAGGAACACACAAUUGAAGUCGAGGCAAUGCGCCUUGCACAGCUCCAGUUAGCUGGCAGACCUAUAACCAGCCAGUCUAUCUUUGGUUAUUCCAUGGAUGAGCUAAAAGUGCCUGAAGGUCACCCCAAAUUUCCAUCAAGAGAACAAUUCAAUUAUCUGUUGGGCGUUUUGAACAGUGGCUCUACCAGUGAUGAUAACCCCAAGUAUCCAGUUAACAACUGUGGUGAUCAGGAGAGCGCUCAAGGAGUUAGUCUACCGGAUAGCCCUUUUGCCUCUGCGGUGGCCAGCAGCAUUUCAGCAGUUAUAUAGUUGAAGAUACAAGAUUAUAGAGCUUAUAGAGAGGUGCUGGUUUUAGAAGGCAACACCACUAGUCAACACAAAUACACUUAAAUUUUUCUGCCACUCAAAGUUAUGCUGCAAGUAUACAUCGUUAGUCAAUACAACAGAAUCAUGUCCUCCCCACUGAUUGGGUUGAAGGAGUUAGGAAAUGCAAUACAGAGAAAAGUACAUCACAUGUAAGCAAGUACUGAUUUUCUUUUCGUUCAAGUCGUCUCUCUGCUGAAGAAGAAUAUAGGGAUCUAGUUUUUUCUGAUGAAGAAAUGUAAUAUAGGAAGUUAGGAAGGUAGCAGAGAUGUGAUAAAAUGGUCAUACAAGGUAAAUAACUUAUUUACAGGUGUACGUAUGAGUAGUUUAACAAAUCUAAGGACAUUAUCAAUACAUAUUUCUCCUUUGUCUGCUUC